Molecule: messenger RNA, 719 nt
Organism: Toxorhynchites rutilus septentrionalis
Lineage: Eukaryota; Metazoa; Arthropoda; Insecta; Diptera; Culicidae
Product: nuclear receptor-binding factor 2-like
Exons: 2
Coding region: 135-449 (104 amino acids)
Biological process (GO): autophagy
Source: RefSeq, a predicted model, not a curated record
UCACCUUUUAUGUAUACAACUCUUGAGUGAAACAAAGCGUAUUUUUGAUUCACUAAACAAUACCGUAUAGCUUUUUCCCAGACACUGACGAAAACAUAGUUCAAUUAUUUAAUAUUGUGAGAAUUUUAGGCUCAAUGGAGAAAACACCUUUAAAUACAGCUCACUUCUACGCUAGACAAGCGGACAAGCUCACAAAACAAAAACGAUUUGAUGACGCUAUCGUGAGUCAUCGCAAUGCGGCUACUAACUUAGAAGAAGCAAUAAGAUUAAUACCGAAACAAACGGUAACAGCGGUUGGAAUCGAAUCACUUCAGCUGCAGCUUAGGCAUCAUCUGGCACAGAUAAAGGUACUCCCGAUUCGAAAGGAGAUUUACCUACGCGAACUGGAGAGAUUGAGAAGAGAAGCCGAAGAAAGGGAAAGGGAAAGCAGACAAGAAGACAGUAUUUAAAAUAUGAAACGGUACAAUGAAAUAUAAAACAAUUUCAAGAAGGACAAGUAUCUAAAAAUAUUAGUUGAAGUAAGUCUAAUAUAACGUAAUAGUAUAUUUAUGUUUAUAUGUAUACAAAUUUUAUAUUCUCUAUUGCUUUUUUCUGACUUAAUCUCGCCAUUGUAUAUCCCAAAUACUCACUCGACUGGUGAGAAAAAAAUGAUGUUUGAUGAAAAAUUUUUUAAUUAGAUAAUUCAUUGGUGUUUAUAAAAUAAAAAUAUACGCUUACUA